UUGUCAAAGUUAUAAAAAUAUAUAUUUUGCAUACACGUAGAAACUUUAAUUUCGCAAAAUAGAAAACUAUUCCUUUUGUUUAUUGCAAAAAAUUUCGAACUAAAAUUAAGCUAUUGUCCUCAAUAUGUCUAUUGUAAGUGAUCAGAUUAUUUUUUUACGUUUUGCACGGAUAAAAUGUCAAUGUCCUUUCGUGAAAUGUUUUGGUGGUUGGGCGUACACAAAGCAUUUAUUUCAUUAUAUUCCUAUUGUUUUGACCAAUUUGAGUUGUUAAGACUUUUGUUUAUUGUUUAUGGAUUUUGCAACGGAAAAACUUGAUUUAAAAAUUUGUAAUUCAUUUGACUAUUUAUGACAUGACGUGUUAUUAUUUUCAUUUUCAUUCAUGAGCAUAACUCAUGUAUUGUGUGCUAAUAAAAUUCAUCGUCAAAUUCGUUUGUAUCAGCACUGUGAUGUACAUCUGCAACUUGAAAUCGAAAAGCUGAAACAGGCGUUGCUUGAAAAGCAAUCUGAAUUGAUAUCUAUGGAAACGGCUUGUUUGCGCGAAAGUGACCGACAAGUUGAACUAGAGGACAGCAUUAUUGCAUGGCAGGACAAGUACGAUCGGUUGUAUGAAUCGCAUAAAAGAGUCCAAAAAGUGAAUCAAAAUUUGGAGGAUAAAUUGUUGAAACUGGUAGAUAGAAAUUCUGGAGAGCGUGCACAAUUGACUAGUGAUGUGGCAACUCUUAGCGUUAGAUUAGCACAGGCCAAUUACAAUAUUGCAACACUGCAGCGAGAGAUAGAGAGAUAUAAAACUGACAUGAGUCUGGCAAUUCAGUUACUACAAUGCAAACCUGACCACUUUGUAUCGCAAAAAGUUAUAUCGCUUCCACCUGAAAUACAAUCAAAGGUAGCUCAAUAUAUGAGACUGGAAACUACUUCACAUUCUGACUCAGAGGGCAGUGUGAGUAAUUUUGGAGCUGCUACAUCUGGCUCGUAUAGAGUUUUACCAGCAUCCGAUAGUCCACCGCCAGUAUGUCCAUUCCCACCUACAGGCAUGGUUUAUUCAAUGAGGGGGCACGAUCAAACAACGGACCCCGACCAACAGAUGAUAUCACCAUCAGUAAUGGCCAGAUAUCUGGAGGAAGAAUUAAAAUCUAGCGACAUAAAACACUGUGACACAUGUUUGUGUGUGAGACGAGACAUGACCGUACUGGCCACCAGCGUCCAAUCUUAUACAAUUGGCACCCAAACUGUUCUUCAUGGCGAUGCAAACAAUUCGUUAUGCUUGCGAUGCAACAAUAAUUUAAAUUCGCCGUCGCGCACAAAUAGUCCGUACAUCAUGAAAUUAGUCAAAUCUAGUGACUCUGUUAUAUCGGAGACAAAGAGCAGUGUGUCUGGUUCAAAUGACAAUGACAAAUUGUUUGUGCCAGCCAAGAAAGAUGAUCUGACAGUCAACCCAAUACUGGGACACCAUCGACUGUGUGAUAUUGUAAGCGAUCGCCCACCGAAAAUUUUGAAUAAUGACGAAUGUGAUGAUUUGAUAUCAUACCAGCAGCCGAAAAUGUUGCACACCCUUCCGGCGCCUGUUCAGAAAAAAUCUCCCACACAACUGAAAUCGAGCGAAAAUUUUGCACCACAUACCAACUAUACGAGUGCCAGUCGUAACGGUUGCAAUCGAAGUGAACGGAUGGGUCAUGAUACGGGAAGUACGAACAGCUUGUGGAGCAAGAGCAGCAGUAAUGCAAACAAUAACAGUUCAGUGGACGGAGCUCGAAUGUUCGAAACGUUUAAUCGAAAUCUCAUCAAAUCGAUUAAGGCUGACAAUCCGAAGAUUUCCGGACCUCGGCUAUGUGCGAUGCGAAUUCAAAAUGGGUCGAACAACAUUCUACUGGACAAUAUUGAAUCGACAACAUCACCCAUAAUCUAUACCCGGCGAUCUCGGUUUUUGGACGAUGAGUUGGACGAAACAAAAGAUGUUAUAACAUCCAGCCAGUGUGACAUUCCAACGGAAAUAUCAUCCACUAACAUUUCGAUGGUAAUGCCAAACGGUCAGCCGUCGCUCAUUGAUCAAUCCAUAAAAGGGAACAAAAGUGAUGUGGAAAAUUCGGUAGCUAGUUCAAUAAUUCCAAAGAAAAACGAUUUAUUCGUGUCGAAUGCAAAAGACAUAAAUCUAAUGGAUCAUAUCGAUACAGUGCGGCAUCACCACCGUUUAGAUAAAGUUGAAAAUGAGACAAUUUUGAGUAAAAAUGUUAACAAAAUGAGUGCACAAUCAACUGAACUAGAAAUGCAAGACAACGCUUUUUUACGUCGACAACAGUUAACACGGGUCGCCGAAUGGGUUCAAAAUAAUCAUUUAGAGAAUAUUGAGCCAAUUUCGUCACAAAGUUCCAUGGAUGCGGCAUCAAUAGAUUCAGGCUAUAAGACCAAGGUGAAUAAUAAUUGUGCCGAUACAAAGGUCAUGUUAUUGGAUGGUGAUAAUUGUCUACACAAUGCCGAUAACGGUAACAUUGUCAGCGAUAAUUCGCUGAGUGAUGAUGUGAAACAAAUUGAAUCAAAUUUUGCUCAACUCAACAAUAAUUUGAUCAAUUUGAAUGAACACAUCAAUGGUAUGGAUAGGCAUAGCUGUGUUAGUGCGACCACGAAACAAUCGGUCGGUAGUCAAUGCUUUCCGAAAAAUCAAAAUGCUCAACUAGAUUUAGCCCAAAUGGAAUACAACGUGAAGCAAUUUCUGUUGAAGCAAAAUGAAUGGUCGAACAAUAGGAAAACCAGUGGGGGUGAUGAAUUGAUUGAGGAAAAUGCAGGAAAUGGUACAGAUUUAGCGUCCGAUUUGUCAUUAGCAAAUAAAAAUCCACACAGAACUGAAACCAAUCUUUAGAAGACAAGGGAAACUAUUAUGCCGUAGUAGUAAUUCGCCGUACUCAAUUGCUCAAAAGCUUUGAUCUUUUAUUGUUAUUUCCCGACGUCGUAUCCGAACGUAUGUGUUUACAAAGGGAUGUGGCAUGUCAC
Molecule: messenger RNA, 2982 nt
Organism: Bradysia coprophila
Lineage: Eukaryota; Metazoa; Arthropoda; Insecta; Diptera; Sciaridae
Source: RefSeq, a predicted model, not a curated record